Molecule: messenger RNA, 7296 nt
Organism: Thamnophis sirtalis
Lineage: Eukaryota; Metazoa; Chordata; Lepidosauria; Squamata; Natricidae
Source: RefSeq, a predicted model, not a curated record
AUAGGAUAAAAAACAAAAUAAUAAAAAAAUCCUCAAAUGGAAUGUAUCCUUUACAGUAGAAAUCACAGCGACUAGAACAGAACAGAAUAAAUAAGACAGAGCUGGAAGGGACCUUGGAGGUCUUCUAGUCCAGCCCGCUGGUAAGGCAGGAAAUAGACCAAUUCUCCCCCAUCAACGGUUGAACUUUACUUAAGAAAAAAAAACAGACAAUUUUGGUUUGUCGUUGCUGUUGCUAAGACUGGGGAGUUCUGGGAGUUGAAGGCCACCCAUCUUUCCAGUCGCUGGGGUUGAGAAACGCUGCCACCCACACGUGCAAACACAGAGCUGAGUGUGAGGAAGCACACUUUUAACCGGGUUUCUCUCCGGACCUCUGUUUCACAGACAACUAGCCCGUCUUUGCUUCCGCGCCGCCUUCUCUGAACCAUGGAAGGAGGAACGUGGGGAUGACGGCCUGAGCCGCCUCUUCUCCUUGGGGCUUAGCCAUGUUGGAAGGGCUGAUCGCGUGGGUCCUCAACACUUACCUGGGCAAAUACGUCAGCAACCUGAACACAGACCAGCUCUCGGUCGCUCUCCUCAAAGGGGCCGUUGAGUUGGAGAACUUGCCACUCAAGAAGGAUGCCUUGAAGGAAGUGUUGCCAUUCGAAGUGAAAGCUGGGUUUAUUGGCAAGAUCACCCUGCAGAUCCCCUUCUACCGUCCCCACAUCGACCCCUGGGUGAUCUCGGUGUCAAAAUUGUACCUCAUCGGCUCGCCGGAAAAGGAAGAGGAGUUCGUGGAAGCGAGAGAACGAUUGCUGGAUAAGGAGAACAAAAAAGCGCUUCUCCUCGCUCUGGAAGAGAAAUGGAAAAAAGAACGGGAGCAGAUCGGAGAGUCUUACUGGUAUUCAGUCACCGCCUCCGUCGUCACCAAGAUUGUGGAGAACAUCGAAGAAGCCAUGGAUAACAGCAUGGAACGCCGGGAUCACGAUUACAUUGUGGAGCCCGUGUGCACCUCUGCCCUCCUCAAGAGAAAUUGUUCCAAGGAACCCCUCCGGUCGCGGAAUAUGCCACGCCUGGAGUUCGACAUCCAGCUGGAAACAAUCCCCUUGAAGCUUUCUCAGAUGCAGUACCGGCAAAUUAUGGAUUUUCUGAAAGAGCUGGAUAGAAAAGAACGACAGCUCAAAUUCAGGAAAUGGAGGCCAAAAGUCACAGUGACUGGAAAAGCAUUAAGGAGCCCUUGUCCGAUUCUUUGGAUUCGGCCUCGGAGGUGGCGCUGGAAGGCGGCCGGAACAGCAGCAGCGGGAUGCUGCGUUACCUUCAGUCCUGGUUCCCCGGAUGGGGAGGUUGGCACAGCCAGUCCCAAGAAGAGCUGGAAACCGAGACCAUCGGAGGGCUCCUGUCGGACCCAGCGGAAGAGUGGCGGCCGGAGGAGGUGGCGGAGGAGCACAGGAAAAAGAGUCCGGAUGGCCCCUCCCUAGAGCUGAGCGAUUUGAGCGACGAGGAAUACAAGACCCCUCUUGCCACCCCACCCAACAGCCCCCCUCCGGAACUCAACCCGACCGGAGAGGACAAAAGCAGCGAAGAGUUCCCGGGUGUAGAAAUCAGCGAAGAGCAGCUCCAGGCACACUUGAUGAGCAAAAAAAUGUAUGAGACCUACACUUUGUCCUUCAACGAUCUCCAGAUCAUGGUGGGGCGGGUGAAAGACAACUGGAAAUACGCCCAAGACAUCGACGUGGGCCCGACUCACGUGGUGGAGAAGUUUAACGUCCAUUUGCAACUGGAACGCCGGCUCAUCUACACUUCUGACCCCAAAUACCCCGGAGCUGUCCUGUCGGGCAACUUGCCCGAUUUGAAAAUACACAUCAACGAGGACAAAAUCGUGGCCUUGAACAACUGUUUCGGCAGGCUAAGCACCCCUGAUCCGGAAGGCUCCCAGGCCGGGAAAGAGGCUCCUUUAUCCAGCUUGGAACAGCGCGGGAGCCUGCACAACUCCGUGGUGAACUUAACCCAGAGUGUCAUCCUGGUGGAGCAACACACCAAAGAAGUCCUAGUGGAAUCCCAGCUGCUCCUGGCCGAGUUCCGGGUGAACUGCAUGCAACUGGCCGUCGAGAGCAACGGCCGCUACAUCUCGGUGCUGAAAGUUUUCGGCACCAACGCUCACUUCGUGAAGAGGCCUUACGACGUCGAGGUCUCCCUCACCGUUCACGGCUUGCUCUUGGUCGACACCAUGCAGACCUAUGGCGCCGAUUUCGACCUCUUGAUGGCGUCGCACAAGAACCUCAGUUUUGACCUCCCGACGGGAAGCCUGCGAGACAGCAAGGCUCAGUCCCCCGUUAACGGCCUCAGCGAGACCCUGCUCGUCGGGGACACCUCUCUCGCCGAGAAAUGCACCCAGGCUUCUUCCAAGAGACUCUCCGGCACGUCGUCGAAACGAGACGAAUCCUUAAUCAAACUGGAAUACCAAUUUGUCACCGCCGAGUGCCCUUCCAUGAACCUGGAUAGUUCCCUCCAGGUGCUCACCGUCCAGAUGAACAACCUGGACAUCAUUCUCAACCCGGAGACCAUCGUCGAACUGAUCGGCUUCCUGCAGAAGUCCUUCCCGAAGGAGAAGGACGAAGGCAGCCCUCAGCCGCUGCUGACCGACGCCGAAAACACCUUCGGUGAGCAGGAGAAUUUUCAGUCCACCCAUUCCCAAAGCAUUGAAGUGGCCGUGGAGAUCCACUGGCUGAAUGUCCUCUUACUCAGGACGGUUACCUUAGUCAACCGAGAGAAAUUUGGCCGGAAAAUUGCCACGGCCAGCAUUGGAGGCACCAGGGUUAACGUCUCCAUGGGCAGCAGGCUGGAGGUCAACGGCUCCCUGGGCUGCCUCCACCUUAUGGACCUGACCCAGGACAAUGUGAAAAACCAGUAUGUGGUCAGCAUCGGGAACACGGAGCGGUACGAGAGCCUGAUCCGGGACGUGGGCUAUGCCCGGCCCACAUUCCCCCAGUUCGAGGAUGCCAGCGGCCUCCCGGACGCGCUCUGCUUCACCUUCCUCGAACAGUCCGCGGCAGAGUGCUCCCUCCUCCUCCAGAUGGCCUCCCUGCACUACAACCACUCCGCCAAAUUCCUGAAGGAGAUCGCUCUGUCGCUGGAUGAGCUGGAGGAGAACUUCCGUGGCAUGCUGAAGAGCGCGGCCAGCAAAGUGACCACUGUCCUGGCCACCAAGACGGCGGAAUACAGCGAGAUGGUGUCCCUUUUCGACACGACGCCCCGGUCCAGGGACCCCUUCAAUCUGGAACACGACGACGGGGAAGAGCAGGCUCCGUUGUACCCCAAGACGGAAACCAUCAAGCUGGUCUUAAACGUGAAGAUCGAGUCGCCCGUGGUCUCCAUCCCUCGUAAGCCAGGCAGUCCCGAACUACUGGUUGGCCAUUUAGGACAAAUAUCCAUCCAGAACUUCGUGACGGGGGAAGACAAUCUGAGGAGCGACAGCCUGCAGGUGGAAAUCAGGGAUAUCAAGAUGUAUUCUCUGAAUUGCAGCCAUUUGGCGGGCAAAAAGGACUCGCCUUUGGAGGCACCCCCUGAGCUGCCCUCCCCGUCAGGCUACCAGGAAGAGUCUCAAUUCACCCGUCACGAUUUUUUCGAAUCUUUACAUAAAGGCCAAGCCUUCCACAUUCUGAACAACGCCACCAUUCAGUUCAUCCUGGAGAAGAUCCCCAUUGAGCCCAACGCGGAGCUGGCCUUCUCCCCGAGCGACAGUGUCAACAUUUCAAGCCUGAUGAGGAUCGAAGGGAAGUUCGUCAACCCUCUGCAGGUGAUUUUGGCCAAGCACGUCUACGAGCAGGUGAUGCAGACGAUGGACAACCUGGUGUGCAACGAGGAUCUGACCAAGCCGCCGUCCAGCUUCCCGUCGUCCACUUACUCCAGCUUGGCUUCUCCUUCGGCCUGUCUCCGGAGCCUGAGCGCCGAUUUCCCCGCCGGCCGGAAGGAAAACGGCUUCUUCAGCCACGCGACCCAUUCCGAUGCCAAAGGCCCGAGGCCGGUCCAGGGAGCCUCCCAGUCUUUCACUCAGAUCCAAGCCAUGUUCCACAUCGCCUGGCUGCAGGUCCAGCUCAGCGGCGAUCUGACCCUGGGGGCCCAAGGCCUGGUCAGCUUGACCUUCCAGGACUUCGACGUGGAGUUCUCCAAGGACCACCCGCACACGUUGUCCAUCCAGACCACCUUGCGUUCCCUGCUGAUGGAAGACCUCCUGGUGAAGAACCCCGACUCCCCGUACAGAAACCUCAUGGUGUCCCACGGGGCCCCCAAACCUUCCAGCCUGGCCCACAAGGAGUACCUCUCCCAAUCCUGCCCGCUGGUGUCCAAUGUGGAGUACCCGGACAUGCCCCGCUCUCUCCCCUCCCACAUGGAGGAGGCCCCCAACGUCUUCCAGUUCUACCAGCGGCCUUCUUGCGUCUCUCAUCCCAGGCACCACGAAGGUGGCGAGGAGGGCUGCCCGCUGACCCCUCCGCCUUCCCCCACCGCCAGAGAGUUGGCCGCGCCCUCCGGAAGGAGCGACUUCGACGAUUCGCUGGUGCACAUCAACGUCCUCCUGGUGGACAAGAAGCACCCCGAGUUCUCCUCGCGCUACGACAGGAUCCACCGCAGCGUGGACAUUGACUUCAACUGCCUGGACAUCCUCAUCACCCUGCAGACUUGGGUGGUGAUCCUGGAUUUCUUCAGCAUCGGGUCCACGGCCGAGAAUCACGGCGUCAGGUUGACGCCGAGCGGGGAGGUACAGCAGGCCGCCAAAUCGGAGUUCAAUCCCUCGCCGGACGACGAGGCGCAGGAGGAGUCCGUCAAUUCCAAACUGGAUCUCAAGGUCCACUCUCUGUCCAUGGUGCUGAAUAAGGCAACCAACGAACUGGCCAAAGCCAACGUAUCCAAGCUGGUGACCCACAUGGAGACUAGAGAAGGGGAUUUGACCUUCCGGGGCAGCAUCGGGAGUUUGUCCCUAAGCGACCUCACCUCCCACGGGGAGCUGUACAGGGAACGCUUCACCACCAGCGGGGAGGAAGCCCUCAUCUUCCACAUCCACAAGUACGGCCGGCCGGACUUGUUCCUGCAGAGAGAGUGCGACGUGAGGGUCAGCCUGAGGAUGGCUUCAGUGCAGUACAUCCACACCCAGCGUUUCCAAGCGGAGGUCAUCUCCUUCAUCCAGCAUUUUACACAACUGCAGGACGUCCUGGGCCGUCAGAGGGCGGCUGUGGAGGGGCAAACGGUGAGAGGAUCCCGUUCUGUUUUCCUCACCUCUGGGGACGCCAAAGCAUAACGUGAAGAAGACUCCGAGCGGCGAUGAAUCCAAGAAGGCCCCCCAUUUCCCUGAAGGUUUGCCCAUCACAGAGUUGUCUUCUGGGCCGAUCCUCGGCGGUCAGAAAAGCGAGCACGCCCCAGAGACCCCCUCCUCUCCUUUGUCAUCGGCGGAGAAUCCCGGUAAGCGAAGGAGCUGCUACUCCCAAGAGGGCCUCCUUCCUCCUCUCUCUCUCCCUCUGUUGGAUGAAUUCUGGACGGUGCUGAGUGGUGAGGUUUACAUCUGCCUGUCCUUCCUCAUUAACAUGGUCAACGUGAGUCUGGAACUGACCGGCCCCCAGCCCAAGCAAGGCUCCCUGGCCAGGUUCGACUUUAAAAAAUCAAAGCUGCUAUUUGAGAGCUGCUCCAAUCAAACCCGAACCAUCAACCUGGUCUCCCACUCCAUGAUGGCGUUCGACACGCGGUACGGCGGGCAGGCGGCCUCCGCGGAAACGCCCAAUGUCUUCAACUGCAUUUUCCAGCCUUCGAAAAGCAACCAUUCUCAAGGAGCCAUCCAGAUCGAACUGCAUUACAGGUCGACCAAAGACUCCUCCUCCUUCACGGUCGUCCUAAACAACCUCCGUGUCUUCCUGAUCUUUGAUUGGCUGGUGCUGGUCCACGACUUCCUUCAAACCCCCAGCGACCCCAGAAAGCCCGCCCACCCCUCUCCUGCCUCCCAGCGGAGCCUGGGGGGCGAAACAGCAGUUGUUCCCAAAACCAUCAAAUGCGGGAUCGUCACCAAGCGUUCUUCGCUCCAGAUCUCCACCGAGAAACAGCUGGAGGUCAAGGUCAACGUGACCGAUACAGAAUUCGUGGUGGUUGAAGACACAACCUGCUCGGACACUAACGCAGUCAUUCUGAAGGGCACGACCGUCCUCACCUACAAGCCCAAGGUGGUCGACCAUCCUUUCUCCGGCAGCCUCUCGGGCAUCGAGGUUUUCUCCUGCCGGCUGGGCAACGAGCAGGAAACAGCCCUCUCCAUCCUCGAUCCAGCCCUGAUCCAGGUGGAACUCGUGGGGAAUUCUUCCUACCCGAACGGAUCGGGUCUGUUGGACGCUUUCAACGGCGGAGACUUCCCUCCCCUUCUAGAGAUCCAGUUGCAAACGCUCGACAUCCGCCUCUCUUACAACGACGUCCAGCUCUUUCUGGCCAUCGCCAAGUCCAUCUCCAAGCAGACCAGCGGGGUGCUGCCCAGCCCCCCCGCCACGGACUCUCCGGCCCCUUCUGGCCCAAGUGAGAUUUCGGGAACAAGCGCCGAACGGAUGGAGGGAGCGAAGAGGCUGCUGGAUCCCGUCCUCGAAGUGCAGCUGGCCCGCCUGCAAGAACUGGGCUUCAGCCUGGACGACUGUCGGAAGGCGCUGCUGGAUUGCCAAGGUCAGCUGAAGAAAGCCGCCAGCUGGCUCUUCAAGAACGCCGAGCCUUUGAAGCGCUCUGGGUUCGAGUCCUGCGGCACGGACGGGCAGAGCUCCAGGGCCCUUCGGCUGGUCUCCGGGGUGGAAGUCAAAGCGGAGAGCAUCUGCAUUUGUUUCAUCGACGACUGCAUGGACUGCGACGUCCCUCUGGCGGAGCUGACCUUUUCCCGUUUGAACUUCCUCCAGCAUUUGAGAGCCAGCCCAGAAGGCUACGCUCACUUCACGCUCUCCGGCGACUAUUACAACCGGGAACUCUCCGGUUGGGAGCCCUUCAUCGAGCCUUGGCCCUGCUCCGUGUUUUGGCAACGGCAGCCGGCCAGCCGCCUCCACCCCUCGCGGCUGAAGCUGGAAGUCAAGGCUAAGCACCGCCUGGAUGUCAACAUCACAUCCAGGUUAAUCGAGCAAUACGCCAGCACAAAGCAGUCCUGGAUGGCCGAUUACUGCAGCCAGGAGAAAGAAGUCACCGACGUGGAGUCCGAAGACUGGGUGGGCUCUUCCGUGGACCCCCCUUCCUUCAGGCAAGGCCUUCCUCUUGCCUACCUUAGAACUAGGAGCACAGCCAGCCUGACUAACCUAGAGCACCAGAUGUAUGCUAGAG